Coffea eugenioides is the source of this 2548-nucleotide messenger RNA. RefSeq names its product probable thimet oligopeptidase. Gene Ontology annotation, biological process: proteolysis; peptide metabolic process. Gene Ontology annotation, molecular function: metalloendopeptidase activity. The record is from RefSeq and is a predicted model, not a curated record. Bases 172 to 2271 code for a protein of 699 amino acids. The transcript has 20 exons. NCBI's taxonomy places the organism in Eukaryota, Viridiplantae, Streptophyta, Magnoliopsida, Gentianales, Rubiaceae.
CUGAAGUAUCAAUUUCAUCUCUCAAAAAGUCCGCCCUUCGCUUCUUCUACACCAAAAAAUUCCCUCGCAUUUGCUCUCUGCUCAAACCAAAAAAAAAAAAAGGGAAAAAAACUUUGCAUUUUUCCCCAGUUUCAGCAGCUCACGCAUUGCACUCUGAAACACGCAGUGGAAAUGGCGGAGAGAAGAGACAAGAGAGAACAAAAAGUGGGCAAAUUAAUAGCUCUGACUGGUGCCGCUGCUUUUGUAGCUAUUGCGGUCAACUCCGCCGUAUCUGCUAUCAACUCUUACUCCAAAAACCGCAGAAGAAAAGAGGUUGGAGGAUCGAAAGUGCAAAUAAAUUUAUCUGCUUCGGAAAUUUUAAAAUUAGCCGACAGAGUAAUUGCGAAAUCGAAGGGAGUUUAUGAUGCAGUAGCUUCUGUUCCACUUGACAAGGUCACUUUUGCAAAUGUGGUAUUACCCUUAGCUGAACUAGAAGCACAACAGUUUCCCCUUGUGCAAUCUUGUGUCUUUCCAAAAUUGGUAUCCACUUCUGAAGAUGUAAGAAAAGCAAGUGCUGAGGCUGAGCAAAGGAUAGAUGCUCAUAUCUCUAUAUGCAGUAAGCGGGAGGAUGUCUACCGUGUCAUUAGAGCUUUGAUGGCUAGAGGUGACUGGAUGAGCUCUGAAGCAAAACGCUGUACUCAAUCCCUGGUUCAGGAUUUUGAGAGGAAUGGAUUAAAUCUCACCUUGACCAAGAGGGAGGAAGUUCAGCGCUUGAAGACUCAAAUAGAUGAGCUGAGUAUGCUCUACAUCCGCAAUUUGAACGAUGAUAGAACAUGUCUGCAUUUUAGUAAGAAUGAACUAGCUGGUUUACCGCUGGAAUUUCUCAAGACUUUAGAUGAAGCUGAAAAGGGUAAAUACAAGAUCAGUUUGAGAAGCCAUCAUGUAUCACCAAUCUUAGAGCUCUGCAAAGUAGGGUCAACGAGGAAAGCUGUGGCUGUAUCUUAUGGGGGGAGAUCUGAAGCCAAUGUUGAUAUCUUAGAGAAACUGAUUCAAUUAAGGCACAAGCUUGCCAGGUUGCUUGGCUUUUCAAGUUAUGCAGAUUAUGCUAUUGAUCAUGGAAUGGCAGAUUCAUCUACAAAGGUGUUUGAGUUCUUGGAGGAUAUUUCCGGAAACUUAACUGAACAGGCCUCCAGGGAACUGGCUAUUUUAAGACAAUUGAAGAAGCAGGAGGAAGGAGAAUUAGCAUUUGGAAUUGAAGAUCUACCAUACUAUGUCAAAAGGGCCAGAGAUCAACAGCUUGAUUUUGACUAUGGAGUUGUUAAACAGUAUUUUCCUGUCAAUUUGGUUUUGUCAGGGAUCUUCAAAAUCUGCCAAGAUUUGUUUGGGUUAAGAUUUGAGCUAGUUGCAGAUGCAGAGGUUUGGCACAGCGAUGUGCAACUUUUUUCAGUUAUCGAUUCAAGUUCUGGGGAACUCAUGGGUUACUUCUACCUAGAUAUCUAUUCCAGGGAGGGGAAAUAUGCUCACACAUGUGUUGUGGCUCUUCAAAAUGGCUCAUCAAUUAGUUGUGGUAGAUUGAUUCCUGUAGUAUUACUUAUUUCCCAGUUUGAAAAGGAAGUGGAGGGUCAUCCUGGGUUAUUGCGGUUUUCUGAAGUACUUAAUCUUUUCCAUGAAUUUGGUCAUGUGGUUCAUAGUAUCUGCAAUUGUGCAACAUUUGCCAGAUUUUCAGGGCUGCGUUUAGAUCCUGAUUUUGUGGAAAUCCCUGCUCGGUUGUUGGAAAACUGGUGUUAUGAAAGGCUCUCUUUGAAACUUAUAUCCGGUUUUCAUCAGGAUAUAUCAAAGCCUAUAGAUGAUAAAAUCUGUGAGUCACUGAGGCAAUGGCGAUGUUCCUUCUCAGCAUUGAAAUUGAAACAAGAGAUUCUUUACUGUCUUUUUGAUCAAAUUAUACAUUCAGCUGAAAAUGUUGACAUGGUAGAACUAUAUAAGCAUCUUCAUGCAAAAGUUAUGCUAGGAUUGCCCAUGCUGGAGGGAACAAAUCCAGCUUCAUGUUUUCCUGGUUCUGCUAUUGGUUAUGAAGCUACUUGCUACCGUCGCAUUUGGAGUGAGGUUUUUGCUGCUGAUAUUUUUGCGUCAAAAUUCAGUGAUGAUCUUUUCAACCAGUACACAGGCAUGCAAUUCAGGAGUAAGGUACUCGCUCCAGGAGGGGAAAAGGAUUCUCUGCAAGUACUUUCGGAUUUUCUUGGGAGAGAGCCCUCAAUACAAGCCUUUCUUGACACCAAAGCUGAUACAAGCUAGCUUUCAUUUACUCUAGCAAAGAUUCUUUGAUUUUGUUAGUGUAAAAUUAGCCCAGGCCCUGAGAUAUUGUAUAUUCAGUUGUACGUUUCGUCUAUUACCCUGCUCUGGCUUCUGAGAGGAUCUUUAGUGGGUAGCCUCCCAUGGGAACAUAACCAGAAGAAAAUCUAUGAUCCUUUUUGCCAAAAGAUGAUUAAAGUAUUAUCAUCAUGAACUUUAUGUCACGGCUUGUAUAUCAACAUCACACAUAAUUAAGAGUUACCCAGCUGGUAGAUAUCAA